Molecule: messenger RNA, 2900 nt
Organism: Girardinichthys multiradiatus
Lineage: Eukaryota; Metazoa; Chordata; Actinopteri; Cyprinodontiformes; Goodeidae
Gene: lpla
Product: lipoprotein lipase
Exons: 10
Coding region: 147-1706 (519 amino acids)
Biological process (GO): lipid metabolic process
Molecular function (GO): apolipoprotein binding; lipoprotein lipase activity
Source: RefSeq, a predicted model, not a curated record
ACAGACCAUAAGGAACUUCACCCUUAAACCACAAACAGCACACCACUUUGUCACCGGUGCUUUGGGUUUAAGUGGAACUAUUCGACCAACCAAAAAAUAACUUUAAAAUCAGGACAUUCAGAUUAAAAGAAAAACUCAGCAACAAUAUGGGAAAAGAAACGUUUUGCUUUUUGACCAUUUGGAUAACUUUGGGAAACAUCCAUGCAACUUUUUCCUUAGAUCUUGAACCCACCACCAACUCAACUGUUUUUGCAACAGUAAACAGCACAGUCACCGAUGCGCCUCUUCCAGCCACCACCGAAUGGAUGACGGAUUACACUGACAUCGUGUCCAAGUUCUCCCUGCGCACCGCCGAGCUCCCAGAUGAUGAUAUGUGCUACAUGGUGGCCGGCAGACCAGAAACCAUUCAAGAGUGCCAAUUCGAUGCUGAAACUCAGACCUUCAUUGUGAUACAUGGCUGGACGGUAACAGGAAUGUUUGAGAGCUGGGUGCCCAAGCUGGUGUCCGCCCUGUAUGAGCGCGAACCAAAUGCCAACGUGAUCGUGGUGGACUGGCUGACCCGUGCCAACCAGCACUACCCAACCUCUGCAGCCUACACCAAGCUGGUUGGUCGUGAUGUGGCCAAGUUCGUUACCUGGCUUCAGAAAGAGCUGCAGUUGCCCUGGGAGAGGAUUCACCUGCUGGGAUACAGUCUGGGAGCACAUGUGGCCGGCAUUGCUGGAGACCUCACUGACAAUAAGAUCAGCAGGAUCACAGGUCUGGAUCCCGCUGGUCCUACCUUCGAGCACGCAGAUGAGCAGAGCACUCUGUCCCGAGGCGAUGCCCAGUUUGUGGACGUCCUGCACACCAAUACAAGGGGCUCUCCAGACCGCAGUAUCGGCAUCCAGAGACCUGUUGGUCAUAUCGAUAUUUACCCCAAUGGUGGAACCUUUCAGCCAGGUUGCGACAUUCAGAAUACCUUGCUGGGGAUUGCAUCAGAAGGAAUCAAGGGCCUCCAAAAUAUGGAUCAGCUUAUCAAAUGCUCCCAUGAGCGCUCUAUCCACUUGUUCAUCGACUCCCUGCUGAACACCCAGCAACAGAGCAUGGCCUACCGCUGCAACUCCAAGGACGCCUUCAACAAGGGAAUGUGCCUCAGCUGCAGGAAGAACCGCUGCAACAAGCUUGGCUACAACAUCAACAAGGUCCGCACGACCCGCAGUGCCAGGAUGUAUCUCAAGACACGCGAUAUGAUGCCAUACAAGGUUUUCCAUUACCAAGUGAAGGCACACUUCUUCAGCAAGGACAAAAUGAGCUUCAGUGAGCAGCCAAUAAAGAUUUCACUACAUGGAACCCAUGGAGAGAAGGAGGACAUCCCUAUUGUCCUGCCCACCCUGGAUGACAACACCACCUUGUCCUUCCUGAUCACCACUGAUGUGGACAUCGGUGACCUGAUGAUGGUCAAGAUUCGCUGGGAGAAGGAUGCACUCUUUAGCUGGUCCGACUUUUGGGGCAGCAGCAAAUUUCACCUCCGAAAGCUCCGCAUUAAGUGUGGGGAGACUCAGUCCAAGGUGAUCUUUAACGCAAAGGAAGGAGAGUUUGCUUACCUCAUCAGGGGAGGGGAAAAUGCAGUCUUUGUCAAGUCAAAAGAAGACAAACUGAGUCGUAAAGAAAGACAGAUGCACAGACUUAAGACGCAGGGCACUCUUUUCGGUCAGAAGGAAGCAUGAAGAAAACUUGACAUAACUCAUCGAACACAUCAGCCAUCUCUACUUGCAUAGCCAAAGAUGGACAGCACACAGAAACACUGGGGAAUCAUCUGCAGAAACCUGGACUCUUAGUGAAUACUCUUCUAUUCUUAUUUCUCCCCUGAGCACCCAAUGAAACCAACCCAACCUCAUCCACAGUUUAUGAAAUCACUCUCUAUGCUUCCUGUGUCUCAUUUAAAAUUCUGCUGCUGCAAAAAUGUUACUGGGUUCAUUUUUGAUGAUGUACACAUGUCCACUUUGAGUAGCUUUCGCUGCUUUGUAAUAAUUGUUUAUGCUCAUAUAUCCUGUAUGUACUGUUUUUACUGACUGAUGUAUUUCAGAACCCUGAAAUGAUGUGUUUCCUUUGCCUAUGUGAACUUGGAUUAAUGAAAUGAUUCAUAGUGAUAGGCAUAAUCAUGGCACAUUUCUGUGUUUGUUUUGGCUUUCUAAUCAAUCAUUUUGUUGCAACAGUUUGACUUUUUUUUUUUUUAACCACUAAUUGCCAGAAAUCGACAGGGACCAAAGAAACAUUCGUUAUCUACUGAAGUCAAUCACAGCAUUCCUUGUAAAUACUGUAAUCAGCAUCAGCGAUCUUUUCUUUUUGAACAUGAGCCAUGUGUUAACACCUAAUCUCUUGAAGUCUUGUUUGUUCUUUGAUUGUACUGGUUUUUGUGUCACUGGUCAGCAUUUAGUUGGCAAAAUAGGUCAGGAUACAUUCUAUUAGGGAUUUGCAUUCUUUCAUUUUGGUAUUUUUUUAUUAUGGUAAAUCACAGCCACUCGUUUAAUCAUCCAGAAACAGAGUUCCACCUCACAGAUGACCUCAGUUCAGAACACCAAUUUAUCUUAAAAGAAAAUCACAAAGCAAGCCUUUAAAAUCUGUAAUGGGAAAUUAUUUCCACCAUACAUCUCAAGAAGAAGACUUCGUACUGUAUUUAUUGAUUGUAGAUUUAUACAUUUGUAUAUGAAGCUGUAAUAUAUGUUGACAGGCUUGCAUUGCUGUUUGUAUUUCUAUAAAUGAAGCAUUUUUAAAUGUUUUUCAUGGACAAGGCUUUGGACGCAUAGAUCAGAUUGAGCUCCAUGCCAGCUGCUGAGUCCAUUGAGUUUUUUUAAUGAACUGAACUGUUCAGAAGAAAGAGCCCAGGAAUGGUUUAAUAAAGCACUACACCUGCAUCUAGA